AUGGCCGCCUGCAUCCCGCCCCUCUGGAGCGGCUGGCCGGCGCUGCCGUGCGCGGCGGCGCCCUCGCGGCCCGACGUCGAGGCUCCGGAGGCCCUGGGGAAAGGCUCCGCGGGGAACGCAUGCGUCUCCGAGAACAGCGAUGCUUCGUUCCUCGAGUUCCGCUUCAGAGAUAAGCAUCGCGCGGUGAAACACAGGAGGAAGCUGAAGGACCUGCGCGAGACCAGCAGGAGCACCACGUCAGCGCAGGGUGGCCACGGCAGCAUCCAUGGAGGCAGAGAUCAGGAGCCUCCUCAAGCCGAGCCCGCGAGGAUGAAUUCUACUGUUGGCGGGUUUGCGAACGAGGUGGCCCGGCCUCAUUGCGACAGAGUUUUGUGA
This is a messenger RNA of Prorocentrum cordatum, 375 nucleotides long. The record is from the annotation of a GenBank genome assembly. Lineage: Eukaryota; Dinophyceae; Prorocentrales; Prorocentraceae.